Molecule: messenger RNA, 2856 nt
Organism: Moneuplotes crassus
Lineage: Eukaryota; Ciliophora; Spirotrichea; Euplotida; Euplotidae
Source: the annotation of a GenBank genome assembly
AUGUCACACGGUAAUAUCUUCCACCCUUAUUCUUUACUAAUCUCUUCCUGGCCUAACCAAGCUAGUACAGAAUACAUCCAUUUCUCAGCAGAGUCUGGAAUGUCAAAUGAAGAGUUAACUGCUAUAAUAAAAGAAAGGAAACUGACUGAAUGCACUGAAGAAAUAGAGAGAUAUUUUGCAAAGAAACAACUGAAGGAAGCUAAGAAAUUUAAUAAAGACCAGACAGAUCAAGGGUUCAUAGAGUGGAUGCAGAUGAGGACCUUUGCAUCUGGAAUCACUCCUAAGCAAGGCCUGAGAGAGAUAGAGUGCGUUUACGAUCCUACUUCAGAUACUCAGAUCGAAGUUAAACACGAGAUAUUUCAAAACACCAAAGAUCUCUUCCAAAAUUAUAUAUAUCUUGGGAUAGAUAGAUAUCCUUCACAAAGCUAUUCAACAUUCCAUGAUUUUUACAAUGAAGAUAUUGAUAUUGAGCAUGAUGGUACAUUUGCAUGGCUUCUUCUAUUCUCCAACAGUUUUGAGAAACUUAAACAACCACCGGUUAAUAUUUUCCAAAAACUGAAGGAAAUUAUUUCCAAUUCUGAAGCAUUCCAUUAUGAAGAUCUCUCUGGACCAGGAUCUUCUGAAAACAUAACUGCCUUCAAAGAGACAAGGAAGAUUUUUGAAACCUUGUAUGCUUCACUAAAGUUCGAUUCCCUCCAAAAUAACCCAGAUGUUUACGAAUGUUUAUGCUGAAUGUCAAAGCUGUAUAACUCAGGGUACCAUCUUCUGCAAGCUUCUCGAAACUGAGCUUCAGCUCCAGCUUGUUUGCAAGCUACUAGUCAAGUCUACCUUUUCCACACAGAGAUGCUGAGCUCUCGUCAGAAUCUGCUCAAAAUUUUGGAAAAACUAAUCUGUGAUAGAAUCGAAGAACAUGAAGUUAAACAUUCUGAUGUCUCUCAACCUGAAACCGCCCAAGCAAGCCUUGACUUUAGUAGUCUUGAGCAAGCUGAGCACAGAUUUGAGCAAGAGGAAAUUAAGCAGAUUUUUGACACUGUUUUUGGGAUAUUUGAGGAAGAGAAGCAGCCAGAGGCACAUGCCCCUGAAAAACAUCGAACUUUUGGGAUGAAUAAUAACAAUUUCUACUUCUAUUGAGAAGGAUUUGGCAUUUUAAAGAUUCAAGGGAAUAAAAUCAUAAAGCGCUCCACUUGUGAAGAACUGCAAACAGGAAAACUUUCAAUCUUUUUCUUGGAUAAUAUUACUGAACUUUGAGUUAAGAGAGAAGAUGCGACAUACACUUCAGAUAUUCCAUUUUUAAAGUGAAAUGAGAAGUUUGAGAUCAUCCCAUGGCCAGAGAAACAAAAAUAAACAAUAUAAAGCUAAAGUAAGAGAAUAUAGAGAGAAAGAUAUCCAGCCUCUUGAAUCUACACCUGCAAGUGUAAUUUUUGAAAACUCUGAUGAAGAAAGCGUGAGAUUUAUGAGAGCAACUCCAAUGAUCUGUGAUGGAGCAAUGAUCUAUGCCCUCUCUUGUACUGUAGAGAUAGAUCAAGCCCAGCUUUCAAUUUUCAAUGAAGACAAUUUAUGGAACAACACAGACAAAUGGGUCAAGAAGGUACUUUAUUGGUCAAUCCAUGGCUACGACAAGAAGACAUUCUUUCAUAAAUUCCAAAAGAAAUUAAUAUUCGAGAUCGAGCCGGAUAAGAAAAAUGCACUCUUCUCUAAGGCAGAUGAACUCACACGUCUUGAGGAAGAAGUGGCCCGGAAGUUCCAGCCAGACCAGAUUCACAAAGCAGUGAUUUCCAUUGGCUACGGGCAGAUUAGUAUUGUUUUUGAAGAACAGAUUUACGUUUUCUCUGGGAGUAAUGGUUACUUACAGCCAGAGACAAAACCUGCUCCCAAGAACGUAGUUGGAUAUUCCUUUGAUUCCAAUAAAUAUUGGUAUAUCAAAGAGACAAGUCUGAACAAUGGAAUUAUCUUUAAAUCCUUCACAUUCAGCAAAAGAGUGAGGAGCAGAAUUGAAAUAGUUCAGAGCUCAUUCUCCAGCUUUCUCAAUGAGAAUAUCACAACUUCCACUAGGAACAAGAGGGAGAGUGAAAAUUUUGGAGAUUUACUUAGGAGAGAAAUGUUUGUAGAAGAAGAGUCUGAACCAGACACUAUUGAUUGCAAAUAUACCAACUCUGGUGCUGCCUCUGUUCUUCCUCUGUUUUAUUUAGCGAAUAACAUCCCUAACCCAAAAGAUAUGCUCAUUAAUUUUCAAAAAGACCAAGCUUGGGAAUAUGCUAAGGGUAAUCUACAUGGAAUUGACUCUCCUUUUGAAAUGACUAGAGAAUUUUAUCAGGAGUUGACCAACAAUAUCACUAUGAACUAUGAAGCCCUCCUUGACCAAAUAGAGACAGAGUUAGGCUCAAGACCUGCAGUUUCAUUAAAGACUAUGAAGAAAGAGCAACUACAUACAGUUUCCAUCAACUACAGCUGGAUUUUAAGAACACAUUUACUUCUCAGAAUAUAUUUCUUCAGUCUAAAACAAAUUCUUGAUGUUGAGAUAAGCCCGAGUCUUAUUUUUGGAGGUGAAGCUCAGGUUGAUAAAUUCUUUUGCACAAUAAAUUAUUUCAUUGAAUUUCAGCAUUUUCUUGAGAAUUCAGAUCCUGGUUGAUUUACCAAGCACUUGAUUACCAUAAGACAUCCAAAAGCAAUAGAACCCUCAGAAAUAUCAUCAAUUGUGCAUAUAAAGCUGGUCAAUAGAGAAUUCUUAAAAGUACUCAAAAUAUACUAUUACUCAAUAUGAAUGAUGAACAAGUUAGCUCCGACUUCUAUUGAAGAGGAAAAAUUUGAUAUCUUCAAAUUGCUCUCUAAUGUCAAUUUAAGGAAUCUUUAAACCUC